CUUAAGAAAAAUGGAAGAAAACGUUCAACAUAGAAAAGAGGAGCACCUAAAUACAGCGGAAAGGAGAUGACCUAUAGAUUGUGAUGACCAGAUAGGACCAUCUAGUUCAGAUAGAUGACUAAAGAUAGAUUAUAGAUAAGGUGAUUUGUUGUUCAUCAAACAUUAGGAUAAAUGCGGUGCAAAAACAGGUGUAAAUAGAUACCUAUAAUCCAGUUUUAGAUAUCACAAGGGCGGGAUUAGUUUUUUGUUAGAAUUUUAAGCUCUCACAGGUUUAAGAAUAUUAUACCGCGCCAAAAUUAGCUAUAACAGUCAAAAGCCCGGUUGCUGGAUUCUUCAUUUUUCGUAAGAGGGGCCAACUAAAAUCUACUACCCUUGGAGGCUAUAAUUAGGACGGUAAGAGCUGUUUUCCGCUCUUACUGACUAUUCCAUUUGCCAUUGUCUUACAAUGGAAAUUUGUGCCACCUCAACUCACCCUCAUUAACCUCAACUCAUCUAUAUAAGGAACACCUUGCGCCUCGCUUUCCAAAAUCAUAACCUCCUCUUCCUUCUCUUCACUUCUCGGCUUCCCAUUAACCUGCUGUUGCGCUCCUCUUCUUAUCUUACAAAAGCUAGAGGAAAUACGAUACUCCGAGCCAAUGGCGGGCGGUGUAGUCGUCAGUGCUUCCGGAGGGAAGGAGUACCCAGGCAAGAUGACGCUCUUUGUAUUCCUCACCUGCUUCGUGGCCUCCUCCGGUGGUCUCAUUUUCGGCUAUGAUCUCGGCAUUUCCGGGGGAGUGACAUCGAUGGAUUCGUUCCUGCUAAAAUUCUUUCCGUCCGUGUACCAUAAGGAGAAGGAGGAUGUGAGCACGAAUCAGUACUGCAAGUUCGACAGCGAGCUAUUGACUCUGUUCACAUCCUCGCUUUACUUGGCCGCAUUGGUAGCAUCGUUCUGCGCAGCGACAGUGACGAGGGUGUUUGGAAGGAAGUGGUCCAUGUUUGGUGGAGGCAUCACCUUUUUGGUGGGUGCAGUCAUCAAUGGUGCAGCUGAGAGCGUGUUCAUGCUUAUCCUCGGUCGCAUCCUUCUCGGCAUUGGCGUUGGCUUCGCCAAUCAGUCUGUGCCGCUAUACCUCUCUGAGAUGGCUCCGCCGAAACUCCGCGGGAUGCUCAACAUUGGCUUCCAACUUAUGAUCACGAUCGGAAUUUUGGCCGCCAACCUCAUCAACUAUGCAACUGCGAAGAUCGCCGGAGGUUGGGGCUGGCGCGUCAGCUUAGGACUCGCCGCGGUCCCUGCCGUCGUCAUUGCCCUCGGCGCUCUUCUCCUCCCCGACACCCCAAACUCGCUCAUCGAGCGAGGGCAUGCCGAACAGGCGAGAUCAAUGCUCUCGAAGAUCCGUGGCACCGACGACGUUCAAGAGGAGUAUGAUGACCUUGUGGCCGCAAGUGAGGAGUCAAAGACCAUCAAGCACCCGUGGAAGAACAUAUUGGAGAAAAAGUACAGGCCGGCACUCACUAUGGCUAUUCUCAUUCCUUUCUUCCAGCAGCUUACCGGGAUCAAUGUGAUCAUGUUCUAUGCUCCCGUUCUCUUCAAGACCAUUGGCUUCGAAGACGAUGCCGCACUCAUGUCCGCUGUUAUUACAGGCCUCGUCAACAUGUUUGCUACCUUUGUCUCUAUAGCCACUGUCGACAGAGUCGGCCGCAGGGCACUCUUCUUACAGGGUGGCACCCAAAUGCUCAUAUGCCAGAUCGUUGUGGGGACCUUGAUUGGAUUCCAAUUCGGGACAAGCGGUGUUGGUGCCAAUCUAUCCAGGGGAUAUGCGAGCUGUGUGGUGCUCUUCAUCUGCGUGUACGUAGCCGGCUUCGCGUGGUCGUGGGGCCCCCUCGGCUGGCUGGUCCCCAGCGAGAUCUUCCCCCUCGAAAUCCGAUCCGCCGGCCAAAGCAUUAACGUGUCGGUGAACAUGUUCUUCACCUUCAUAAUUGGACAGGCGUUCCUCACCUUGCUCUGCCGCUUGAAGUUCGGCCUCUUCUACUUCUUCGGCGGUUGGGUGCUUGUCAUGACCAUCUUCAUCGGCUUAUUCCUGCCGGAGACCAAGAACGUGCCAAUUGAAGAGAUGGUUCUCGCAUGGAAGAAGCAUUGGUUCUGGGGCAAGUUCAUCUCCGACGAUGAUAUCCAUGUUGGCAAGAAAACUAGCACGUUCGGUGCGUGAUCGGCCGACGCGCUCAAAUUGGUUUGAAAUGAAUGAGACUGCAACUUGUUAUCGGUUAUGAUAUUUGAUGAGGCAUUUACAAGAAUCAGUUCCCUCUAGUCAAUUUCUGUUAAAUUUUCAUGUGGCUUCUUGUUUCUUAUUACUUUGUCAUGACACAGUUUCAGUGUUUAUCACUUUGUCAUGACACAGUUUCAGUUCCUCACAAAUAUUGUCGUGCCUUGUGCAUAUUUCUCCCUGAUAGGAUAUUUAGUUUUUAUUUUCUUAGUUUUAUGCAACGCACAUAUGGCCAUCUAGACUGCUUGUUUUUAAUCUUGUUUGAAUCCGUGUUUUUUUAAUAAUAUGUUAUUUUGUU
This is a messenger RNA of Ananas comosus (pineapple), 2535 nucleotides long. Its product is annotated as sugar carrier protein C-like. Gene Ontology annotation, biological process: monosaccharide transmembrane transport. Gene Ontology annotation, cellular component: membrane. The transcript has 4 exons. The record is from RefSeq and is a predicted model, not a curated record. Gene Ontology annotation, molecular function: monosaccharide transmembrane transporter activity. NCBI's taxonomy places the organism in Eukaryota, Viridiplantae, Streptophyta, Magnoliopsida, Poales, Bromeliaceae. Bases 636 to 2183 code for a protein of 515 amino acids.